Oryctolagus cuniculus (rabbit) is the source of this 1571-nucleotide messenger RNA. Its product is annotated as GTPase IMAP family member 1. NCBI's taxonomy places the organism in Eukaryota, Metazoa, Chordata, Mammalia, Lagomorpha, Leporidae. The record is from RefSeq and is a predicted model, not a curated record. Gene Ontology annotation, cellular component: endoplasmic reticulum. Gene Ontology annotation, molecular function: GTP binding.
AUCCAGGGAAGGGAGGUGGCUGGGGGCUUGGGGCUGGAACUAGUACAGCAGGAAGCCGUCAGUGUCUGAAGGUGUUGCUCAAAUGGAACUGGUUGAGUGAGCACCUCCAAUCUAGAGAGGGGAGAAGGGAGUGUGAUCUAGAAGGAAUAACUGCAUGCUUCCAGGAUGACAAAGAUGCUCGGGUUUUCAAACGGACUAGAUUUGGAAGAAGUGGGAAGCAUGGGAGGUCGGAGGAUGGUGAGAGAUGAAGAGAGCGCCUAUGGUUUGGAAGAGGACAGCCAGUCCUGCCAGGUGCCCAGGCUGAGGCUCGUCUUGGUUGGGAGGACAGGAGUCGGGAAGAGCGCCACGGGGAACAGCAUCCUGGGCCAGAGAAGGUUCCUCUCCAGGCUUGAGAGCUCGGCGGUCACCAGAACCUGCUCCAUGGCCAGCUGCAGGCGGGCCAGGUGGCACGUGGACGUCAUCGACACCCCAGACAUUUUCCACUCCCAAGUCCCCAAAACAGACCCAGGAGGUUUGGAGAGAGGUCGCUGCUACCUGCUCUCGGCCCCAGGGCCCCAUGCGCUGCUCCUGGUGACCCAGCUGGGCCGCUACACGGCCCAGGACCAGGAGGCGGUGAGGAAGGUGAAGGAGAUGUUCGGGGAGGGCGUGAUGGCUUGGACAGUCGUGGUCUUCACCAGGAAGGAGGACCUGGCCGGGGGCUGCCUCCAGGACUACGUGCGCUGCACAGAGAAUCGGGCUCUGCGGGAACUGGCGGCCGAGUGCGGGGGCAGAAUCUGCGCCUUUGACAACCGAGCCACCGGCCGUGAGCAGGAGGCCCAGGUGCAGCAGCUGCUGGGCCUGGUGGAGCGCCUGGUCAGGGAGAACGGAGGUGCCCACUACACCAACGAGGAGUACGGUGUGCUGCAGGCCCUGCACUGGGCCAGCCCCGAGGAGCGUCUCCGAAGGGUGGCAGAGAAGGUGGCGGCCCGCAUGCAGAGGUCCAGGGGCUCCUGGCUGCUGGCCCGGCUGUGGGAGUGGCAAAAGUUGCUCAGGAACCACUGGAGACUGGGCCUGGCCCUCCUCCUGGGGGGUGCCUGUCUGCUCUACUUGCUGUUCUACAGGCACCAGCCUGAGCCCUCGGCUGAGGUCCAUUCUGAUUGACAGAUUGACCAGGUCACUUGCUGGUCUCAUUGCUCCGUCUCUGUUGCUUGGUGUUCUGUACCAGGGCCCACGCUGACCCCUCCUUUCCCUCCACACCCAUAAACUUCCAGCUGGAGAGUCGUGUCCUGGCCCCCUCCCAGCCAAAGCCUUUCCUGGGACCUGGCCCUCCCUGUGCUGGCCCCUUGCUGCAGCUAAAACGACCACUCUCACUCUUGCCUAUUUUCCUGACACCAGAUUGCCUUUCCCUGCCAUCAGUCAUCUUCUCUCCUGAAUACAGAUGAGGAAUGUUUGUCCUCUCAGGCCCCAUGUAUCCCACAGGGACAAAGCCAAGGACCAAGACAAAGAGAAACCUAGCACCCUCGUGUUUAUUUGAAUUGAAUACGUUAAUUCCAAAAAUAAAUGCACUGUGGGAUCACAUUGUCUUAAAGGAA